Anoplopoma fimbria (sablefish) is the source of this 4348-nucleotide messenger RNA. RefSeq names its product solute carrier organic anion transporter family member 1C1-like. Gene Ontology annotation, molecular function: protein binding. Gene Ontology annotation, cellular component: membrane. NCBI's taxonomy places the organism in Eukaryota, Metazoa, Chordata, Actinopteri, Perciformes, Anoplopomatidae. Gene Ontology annotation, biological process: transmembrane transport; sodium-independent organic anion transport. The coding region runs from base 265 to 2325 and encodes 686 amino acids. The transcript is spliced from 15 exons. The record is from RefSeq and is a predicted model, not a curated record.
UGUGUGAGUGCUGGAGGGGUUGGAGAGCUUUUUAUUGACAUGAUCAACAAGUGCACCCGAGUGGCUGGGUUACUGAUUACAGGUGAUGUUAUAGUCUGUUUGUGAUAAGACUCUAGCUUUAAGCACAAAGUCCUGCCAGGUACAACAAGCAUUCAGCUGCUUUACCACAUCCUUCCCAUCCCUCAUAGGACCACUGCUGCCUCUCAGGUCCUUUGGUGGUGUGUUUUUCUGCUUCCUUGCAUCUAUUGAGCACACAGCAGCAUCAUGAGUGUAGAGUCCAAAAAAACACGUGAGGCUUGCUGCUCCAACCUCAAGCUCUUCCUGGCCUCUUUGGCAUUUGUAUACUUUUCCAAAGCCUUUGGUGGAGCCUAUAUGAAGAGCUCCAUCACCCAGAUUGAGAGGCGCUUUGACAUCCCCAGCUCUCUCAUUGGGGUUAUAGAUGGCAGCUUCGAAAUGGGUAACCUGUUGGUGAUAGCCUUUGUGAGCUACUUCGGUGCAAAGCUCCAUCGUCCCAGGCUGAUUGGUAUCGGAUGUGUGAUCAUGGCCGCUGGAUCUUUCCUCAUAGCCCUGCCUCACUUAUUCCAGGGACUGUACAAGUAUGAGACCAGUGUGUCUCAGAGUACAAGUAUCAACAGCACACAUAGCAUCCUGCCCUGUAUGUCUAACCACAGCCUGGCCAAGGCAGAUGAGACACCUGAUUUAGAGACAAUGACAGCUUGUGAAAAGGCCGCUGGCUCGUCUUUGUGGAUCUAUGUAUUCUUGGGAAACAUGCUGCGUGGAAUUGGGGAGACUCCCAUCAUGCCUCUGGGUGUGUCCUACCUCGAUGACUUCUCCAGAGAAGAGAACACUCCUUUCUAUUUGGCCUGCAUCCAUACAGUGGGAAUCUUAGGACCUAUGUUUGGGUUCAUGCUCGGGUCCUACCUUGCCAAGAUCUACGUGGACAUUGGAUCUGUGGAUUUAGACAGUGUCACCAUCAACUAUAAGGACUCCCGCUGGGUGGGGGCCUGGUGGCUGGGCUUCCUAGUGACUGGCACUUUGAUCCUGCUGUCCAGUAUCCCUUUCUGGUUCCUGCCCAAGUCUUUGCCCAAGCAGGGGCAAGAGCAGAGCCAGAGUAAAGGAACAGAGCUCGCCACCACGGCAGAGCAGGAGAAUUUCCUGCCAGACGAAAACCAGGAACUGGAGGACAAGCCAGUUUCCUUCUCGGAGCUGGCGAAAGAUUUCAUUCCGUCCCUGAGGAGACUCUUCAAGAACAGCAUCUUCACGAUGAUGAUCCUUACGUACCUGGUGUCUGUCAACGGCUUCAUUGGCAUGAUCACCUUCAAGCCAAAGUACAUGGAGCAAAUCUUUGGCCAGUCAGCCUCCAAAGCCAUUUUCCUGAUAGGUAUACUGAACCUGCCAGCAGUAGCUUUGGGAUUCAUCACAGGAGGUUUUAUACUGAAGCGUUUCAGGCUGGGUGUCAUCGGAGCAGCUAGGGUGUCGAUCGCUGCCUCCCUCGGGUCCUUAAGUCUGCUUUUCAUUCAGAUCUUCAUCUACUGCGACAAGGCAGAGGUGGCAGGUCUUACUGUGUCAUAUCAAGGGGAUUCUCAAUUGUCCUACAACCAACAGACCUUGUUGUCCCAGUGCAACAUGGGCUGCUCCUGCUCAGUGAAGCACUGGGACCCAGUAUGCGCCUACAAUGGAGUGACGUAUGCCUCGCCCUGCCUUGCUGGCUGCCAGACCUCCUCCGGCACCGGCAAGGAAAUGAUGUUUCAUAACUGCACCUGCGCUGCAGAGAUGAUAACUCCCAGAACGAACAUGUCCGCCGUGCUGGGCCAGUGCCCCAGGAGGAGCAACUGUGAUAACAUAUUCAAAAUCUACAUGGCUUUGUCGGCCUUGGGGUCUUUCAUUUCAGCCUGUGGGGGCACGCCGGGAUACAUCGUAAUGCUCAGGUCGAUUCCGCAAGACCUGAAGUCACUGGCUUUGGGUAUGCAGACACUGAUAGUGAGAACUCUGGGUGGAAUACCUCCUCCAAUAUAUUUCGGAGCACUGAUUGACCGAACCUGUUUGAAGUGGGGCACCAAGCAUUGUGGAGGCCGUGGAGCAUGCAGAUUCUAUGAUGCUGAUUCGUUCAGAAUUACAUUCUUGGGGUUGAUUACGGGACUCUACUGCCUAUCCAACAUGCUCUGGGGAGGCCUCUAUAUCAAAAUUGUCAAGAGACAGAAGAAGUUAGCACUGAGGAAUCAGGCCAAAGAAAAUGGAGUAGAGGUCGACACGGUGGGCAAUGGACACGCAAACAUCAACAUUGCCAUAAAGAAAGAAGACGCAGGCAAUGAGAGCACUAUUUAAGGUGUUUGAGGAAGGCAGCACCACUGUGUAAUGCAGGCGAACUUUCCUUGCCGAAGUACUGUGCUGCAUCCAUAGUGGACCAAAUGUGGUAAUGGUACAGUUUGAGCGCUCUUUGGUCGUCGAGCAGUACACCCUUUUUUUUUUUUUUUUUUUUACACAGAUAUCUUGCUGUAAGCAUCAGCUGCAGUUUUAUUUUUUCACUUCAAAGGUCAAAACACUGUCUAAAGCUUGGUUUUAAUAUGAACAACAAUCAUAUCAAUCCACAUCUGCACAAAAAAGCAUAAACUUAGAGGUAAUUUUUAGCUCUUCUUCAAAACAUGCCGUUCACUUCUGAUGAUUUUCACUUCUGAUUAUGUUCACAUAUGAAACAUUUCAGCACAAUGUCAGAGGCAGUGAGCACAAAAUAUGCCAAAUAUUUGGAGAACGUUUAGCUUUUGACCUUGUGUCCCACAUUUAUACUUGAAUCCCAUUAAGUUAGGUAAUGAAAGUAAAGUUACACAACUUAACAUUCAACAUCAGUUUUGUAUACAGUAAAUGUACAAUCAAGUAUGUACAGUGUGUAGUUUAAAUUACUAGUAGAAGACAACUAGUGUUCGUGGCCUAAGAGGUGGUCAGAUCACUUAGUAACAUGACAUAUUGUUUAUGUUUUUGCAGUGAUUGAAAAACGUUUUCUUCUUUAAUGUUUUUCAGUGAGAGUUUGUGAGAUAAUACCGCAUACAUCAUAGUCUUCUUUAACAGUAUUGUAAUGAGGACCAUUGGGACAGCUAAGGUUUAAAUUCAGGGUGUGUUAGAGUUUAGUUAACAAGUUAACACCUGUUGUGUAACAGGUGUUAACUUUAUUACAUGGAUAGUGAAUCAGAUCAGGAUUCUUAAAGGGAUAAGGAAAUACUCUAUUUUUGUUUAACUAUAGCUGCUAUAAUUUGGACUGUUACAGAUUUGACUUCCUCAAUAGGUGACUGUUUUUGUUGCGAGAAAAGCCCCCAUACUGAAUUAUGAGACAGAUGGUUCCCACUGUAUGUCUGUGACUGCUGCGGGCUGAUUCAGUGAUUGAAAGCAGCAUAAUCUGUCUGAGAAAGAUAAAAGGAGUUGUCUAUGAUAAUAGAUCGGCCAAACCAAUAAUACUUGACAGCAAGUCUAUGUCUUCAAGCACUAUUUUCCUGAAAAUGCAAAUCUGUUGGAUGUGGAGACACAAGCACAACAGAUUUUUUUGUCAGGUGCAAAUCAAUUUUUGUGUAGUUUGCAUUUGAACGAACCUGCUUGUUUUGAGGCCAAAUAUGAAUAACUUAAAUGUAUAAUUCAGCAUAUCGGCAAAUGGGCUUGCAACCAGCAAAGACUAUGGAAUAAACAAAUGGGAUAUUAUGUUUUAAUUAAUAAUCUUUAGAGGCUGUGAUAAGCAGAUUUUGGUCUUUGGACAGAGGCAGACUAGCUGCAUCCCCCUGAUCCCGGGCUUUGUGCUUGGCUACCUAGCUGCUGGUAGUACCUUCAAAUUUAAGGAGCAGACCUGAGAGUGGGAUCAGUCAUCUCAUUUAGAUGUAUACAUAUUUUUCAAAGUGUGGAACUGUUGUUUUAGGACAUAAAGCUUUUUUUUGUUAUUGUAACGGGCUACAUCUUAGCCUGUUAAAACUUUACUGUGACUGUUGCCCCAGCAAUAUUUGACUUGUCUUGAUAUCUCACCUCUCUGACUUUACACACAUUUCUUGUUACAUCACAUCAUUACAUACAAUUGCUAAAGGUCAUGGACACUCAUGUAAUCACCUGACUCACUAAUGUUUAUUGUCUGAGAAAGUUCACUAUAGUUUGGACAGUGGACUAUUAGAAGGUGUAACCAUAACUUGUUUGUACGUGUUUUACUCUGUUAUAUACUGUAGUAUUCAAUGAAAAUGUAUCAUCAGCCUAGAUAUGUUUUUAUAUUCCCUAUAUUUUGUUUAAUCAUAAUUUCUACCUUCUUUGCAUCUUUCUUUUUUACAAAUUUGUUGAUUUUCCUUGAAUCUGUAAACAUUAAAGACAAUUUUUCACAAUAUAA